Messenger RNA from Urocitellus parryii (Arctic ground squirrel), 2306 nucleotides. It is a transcript of the gene Setd4, whose product is annotated as SET domain containing 4. Gene Ontology annotation, biological process: peptidyl-lysine trimethylation; peptidyl-lysine monomethylation. The record is from RefSeq and is a predicted model, not a curated record. NCBI's taxonomy places the organism in Eukaryota, Metazoa, Chordata, Mammalia, Rodentia, Sciuridae. Gene Ontology annotation, molecular function: protein-lysine N-methyltransferase activity; protein binding.
UCCUUCCUCUAAGCAACAUGGGGUACGUUGGCAAGGAAAUUUCGAUGCGUCAUUCCUACUUGGCAAUGGCUCUCUCCAGGAUACCACACUGCAUUUAAUGGUCAUGUCUCUCUGUUUAUGACAGCCUGUCAGAGUUUGGUUUUCAUGACAGAAAAGAUAUUUUAGGAAUCCUGGGGUUGGUUUUUUCUUUUUUUUUUCAAGGAAGAACGCGAGUUAUGGGUUUGGGGAGGAAUACAGGAGGGAAAUGCUGUCUAUGUGACUUAUUCCGGAUGCUGUCACCUUGACCAGCUGGCCAAGGCGGUAUUUGCCAGGUUAGUUCCCACCCAGCCCCUCUUCCACGUUGUACUUUCAGGAAUCCGCUUACUGAGCACAGCCCACAUCCAAGGUGGUGGGUAGAAACGGAGCUCCGUCUCCUGGAACUGGUAUCCACGUGGAGCGGGACAGGUGGGGAGACGGAGACCGUGUCCCGGCCGUGGGAGGGGAGGAGUGGAGCGGGGUGGGGAGCAGGUAGCGUCAGCCCGGUAGGGCCUGCGGGCGGCGAGGGGCGUCCUAGGAGCUGCGUCCUAGUGGAGCACAGGGCAAGCCUGGGCAGCUAGGCUCCUCGGAGGGUCGUAGCCGCCCCCGAAACACCGAGCCCCAACCCAGCGGUCAAGGUUGGGCGCAACCGGCGAAUCGAGGGAGCUGCGCAUGCGCGCACACCGGCGACGGGAAGGGGCGGGGCUCCGCGAGUGACUGACGUCUGGGCGGCCGAGGGCCAGAGGCGGGCGUGGUGGCUCUCAGCCUCUGACUGUGCGGGUUGGGUCGCCCUCGGGCCCGUGCAAUGUCAGAGGCCGUGGCGAGCUUGCGGGUGAGCCGUGGGACUUCCGGCUGGGCACCUACACAGAAACUCCAGUUUAGUAUGCAGAAGGGAAGAGGGAGAACAAGCCGGAUCAGGAGGCGAAAACACCUCAGAAGUUCUGAAUCAAGAGGAGUGAAUGAGAGCUACAAGUCUGAAUUUAUAGAGCUAAAGAAGUGGCUGAAAAACAGGAAGUUUGAAGAUAGGAACUUAAUUCCUGCUCAUUUUCCAGGUACAGGAAGAGGGCUGAUGAGCAGAACACCCCUGCGGGAGGGACAGAUGAUUAUUUCAUUGCCUGAGAGUUGCCUGCUCACCACGGAAACAGUGAUUCGAAGCUACUUAGGGGUGUACAUUACUAAGUGGAAGCCUUGUCCAUCUCCUCUGCUGGCUCUGUGCACCUUUUUAGUGUCAGAAAGGCAUGCUGGGGACCGGUCUCUCUGGAAGCCUUACUUGCAGAUUUUACCCAAGACCUACACCUGCCCUGUUUGUUUGGAGCCAGAAGUGGUGAAUCUUCUACCCAAAGGGUUAAAAGCAAAGACUGAAGAGCAGCGAGCCCAUGUGCAGAAGCUUUUCACCUCCUCCAGAGGCUUUUUCUCUUCCCUGCAGCCUCUGUUUGCAGAGCCCAUUGACAGCAUCUUCAGCUACAGCGCCCUCCUGUGGGCCUGGUGCACUGUCAACACCCGAGCUGUGUACCUGAGGCCUAGGAAGCAGGAAUGCCUUUCUGCAGGGCCGGACACCUGUGCGCUUGCUCCAUACCUGGAUUUGUUGAAUCACAGCCCUCACGUCCAGGUAAAUGCAGCAUUUAAUGAGAAGACUCGUUGUUAUGAAAUUAGAACAGCUUCCGGUUGUAGAAAGCACGAGGAGGUAUUCAUCUGCUAUGGCCCACACGACAACCAGCGGCUGCUGCUGGAGUAUGGCUUUGUUUCCCCCUGCAAUCCUCAUGCUUGUGUUUAUGUCUCAAGAGAUACACUUGUUAAAUAUCUUCCAUCAACUGAUAAACAGAUGAACAAAAAGAUUUCCAUUCUAAAGGAUCAUGGCUUUAUAGAAAAUUUGACAUUUGGAUGGGAUGGGCCAUCUUGGAGGUUACUCACAGCUCUUAAGUUGUUAUGUCUGGAAGCUGAAAAAUUUACGUGCUGGAAAAAAGUUCUUCUUGGAGAAGUAAUUUCAGAUGCAAAUGAGAAGACAAGUUUGGAUGUAGCCCAGAAAAUAUGCCAUCAUCUCCUAGAGGAGAGUUCUGCUAUGCUUCAGAGGGUUUCUCACAUGAAGGAUGAAAAGGUGUCUUUGGUAAGCCAGCUGGCUUUGGUGGAAACACUGUGGCGGGAAGAGCUGAAGGUCCUCCAGGCCUCCGCUGAGACCCUYGCCAGCCUGCAYGUCACUUACCUGGCCUCCCCCGAASGCCUGGGGUCGCCUCCUGUGGUGGGUGUGACUUAAGCAUUUUUAAACCAAGUUGGAUUAAACGGAUUUUCUCUCA